Molecule: messenger RNA, 5705 nt
Organism: Oncorhynchus mykiss (rainbow trout)
Lineage: Eukaryota; Metazoa; Chordata; Actinopteri; Salmoniformes; Salmonidae
Source: RefSeq, a predicted model, not a curated record
AUGUUCUGUGCCUAUUUUCUAUAUCCCCUCCCCCGACAGAUUAUCUCUGUUUCUACGGUUCUAUCACCCUCUUUCCCCAACAGAUUAUCUCUGUUCCUACGGUUCUAUCACCCCCUUUCCCAAACAGAUUAUCUCUGUUCCUACGGUUCUAUCACCCUCUUUCCUCAACAGAUUAUCUCUGUUCCUACGGUUCUAUCACCCCCUUUCCCAAACAGAUUAUCUCUGUUCCUACGGUUCUAUCACCCCUCCCCCAACAGAUUCUCUGUUCCUACGGUUCUAUUCCCCAACAGAUUAUCUCUGUUCCUACGGUUCUAUUCCCCAAAAUAUUAUCUCUGCUCCUAUGGUUCUAUAACCCCUUUCUCCAACAGAUUAUCUCUGUUCCUACGGUUCUAUCACCCCUCCCCAAACGAUUAUCGCUGUUCCUACGGUUCUAUCACCCCCUCCCCAACAGAUUAUCUCUGUUCCUACGGUUCUAUCACCCCUCCCCCAACAGAUUAUCUCCGUUCAUUCGGUUCUAUCACCCCUCCCCCAACAGAUUAUCUCUGUUCCUACGGUUCUAUUCCCCAACAGAUUAUCUCUGUUCCUACGGUUCUAUUCCCCAACAGAUUAUCUCUGCUCCUAUGGUUCUAUAACCCCUUUCUCCAACAGAUUAUCUCUGUUCCUACGGUUAUAUCACCCCCUCCCCAACAGAUUCCCUGUUUCUACGGUUCUAUCACCCCCCCUUUCCCCAACAGAUUAUCUCUGUUCCUACAGUUCUAUCACCCCCUCCCGACAGAUUAUCUCUGUUUCUACGGUUCUAUCACCCUCUUUCCCCAACAGUUUAUCUCUGUUCCUACGGUUCUAUCACCCUCUUUCCCCAACAGAUUAUCUCUGUUCCUACGGUUCUAUCACCCCCUCCCCAACAGAUUAUCUCUGUUCCUACGGUUCUAUCACCCUCUUUCCCCAACAGAUUAUCUCUGUUCCUACGGUUCUAUCACCCUCUUUCCCCAACAGAUUAUCUCUGUUCCUACGGUUCUAUUCCCCAACAGAUUAUUUCUGUUUCUACGGUUCUAUUCCCCAACAGAUUAUCUCUGUUCCUACAGUUCUAUCACCCUCUUUCCCCAACAGAUUAUCUCUGUUCCUACGGUUCUAUCACCCCCUCCCCAACAGAUUCUCUGUUUCUACGGUUCUAUCACCCCACAACCCCAACAGUUUAUCUCUGUUCCUACGGUUCUAUCACCCCCUUUCUCCAACAGAUUAUCUCUGUUCCUACGGUUCUAUCAACCCCUCCCCCAACAGAUUACCUCUGUUCCUACGGUUCUAUUCCCCAACAGAUUAUCUCUGUUCCUACGGUUCUAUUCCCCAACAGAUUACCUCUGUUCCUACGGUUCUAUCACCCCCUUUCCCGAACAGAUUAUCUCUGUUCCUACGGUUCUAUCACCCCCUUCCCCAACAGAUUAUCUCUACUUCUACGGUUCUAUCACCCCCUUUCCCCAACAGAUUAUCUCUGUUCCUACGGUUCUACCACCCCCCUUUCUCCAACAGAUUACCUCUGUUCCUAAUUUUCUAUCAUCCCCUCCCCAACAGAUUAUCUCUGUUCCUUCGGUUCUAUCACCCCUUCCAAACAAAUUAUCUCUGUUCCUACGGUUCUAUUCCCCAACAGAUUAUCUCUCUUCCUACGGUUCUAUUCCCCAACAGAUUAUCUCUACUCCUACGGUUCUAUCACCCCCUUCCCCAACAGAUUAUCUCUACUUCUACGGUUCUAUAACCCCCUCCUCAACAUAUUCCCUGUUUCUACGGUUCUAUCACCUUCUUUCCCCAACAGAUUAUCUCUAUCACCCCCUUUCUCCAACAGAUUAUCUCUGUUCCUACGGUUCUAUCAACCCCUCCCCCAACAGAUUACCUCUGUUCCUACGGUUCUAUUCCCCAACAGAUUAUCUCUGUUCCUACGGUUCUAUUCCCCAACAGAUUACCUCUGUUCCUACGGUUCUAUCACCCCCUUUCCCGAACAGAUUAUCUCUGUUCCUACGGUUCUAUCACCCCCUUCCCCAACAGAUUAUCUCUACUUCUACGGUUCUAUCACCCCCUUUCCCCAACAGAUUAUCUCUGUUCCUACGGUUCUACCACCCCCCUUUCUCCAACAGAUUACCUCUGUUCCUAAUUUUCUAUCAUCCCCUCCCCAACAGAUUAUCUCUGUUCCUUCGGUUCUAUCACCCCUUCCAAACAAAUUAUCUCUGUUCCUACGGUUCUAUUCCCCAACAGAUUAUCUCUACUCCUACGGUUCUAUCACCCCCUUCCCCAACAGAUUAUCUCUACUUCUACGGUUCUAUAACCCCCUCCUCAACAUAUUCCCUGUUUCUACGGUUCUAUCACCUUCUUUCCCCAACAGAUUAUCUCUGUUCCUACGGUUCUAUCACCCUCUUUUCCCAACAGAUUCUCUGUUCCUACGGUUCUAUCACCCCUUUCCCCAACAGAUUACCUCUGUUCCUACGGUUCUAUCACCCCCUUUCCCAAACAGAUUAUCUCUGUUCCUACGGUUCUAUCACCCCCUUCCCCAACAGAUUAUCUCUACUUCUACGGUUCUAUAACCCCCUCCUCAACAUAUUCCCUGUUUCUACGGUUCUAUCACCUUCUUUCCCCAACAGAUUAUGUCUGCUCCUACGGUUCUAUCACCCCCUUCCCCAACAGAUUAUCUCUACUUCUACGGUUCUAUAACCCCCUCCAAAACAUAUUCCCUGUUUCUACGGUUCUAUCACUCCCCUUUCCCCAACAGAUUAUCUCUGUUCCUACGGUUCUAUUCCCCAAAAGAUUAUCUCUGCUCCUAUGGUUCUAUAACCCCUUUCUCCAACAGAUUAUCUCUGUUCCUACGGUUCUAUCACCCCCUCCCCAAAAGAUUAUCUCUGUUCCUACGGUUCUAUCACCCCUUUCUCCAACAGAUUAUCUCUUUUCCUACGGUUCUAUCACCCCUUUCUCCAACAGAUUAUCUGUGUUCCUACAGUUCUAUCACCCCCUCCCCAACAGAUUAUCUUUGUUCCUACGGUUCUAUCACCCUCUUUUCCCAACAGAUUAUCUCUGUUCCUACGGUUCUAUCAUCCCCUUCCACAAAAGAUUAUCUCUACUUCUACGGUUCUAUAACCCCUCCCCCAACAGAUUAUCUCUGUUCCUACGGUUCUAUUCCCCAACAGAUUAUCUCUGUUCCUACGGUUCUAUUCCCCCCUUCCCCAACAGAUUAUCUCUACUUCUACGGUUCUAUCACCCCCUCCCCAACAGAUUCCCUGUUUCUACGGUUCUAUUACCCCCCUUUCCCCAACAGAUUAUCUCUUUUCCUACAGUUCUAUAUCCCCUCCCCCAACAGAUUAUUUCUGUUCCUACAGUUCAAUCACCCCCUCCUGACAGAUUAUCUCUGUGUCUACGGUUCUAUCACCCUCUUUCCCCAACAGAUUAUCUCUGUUCCUACGGUUCUAUCAACCCCUUUCCCCAAAAGAUUAUCUCUGUUCCUACGGUUCUAUUCCCCAACAGAUUAUCUCUGCUCCUAUGGUUCUAUAACCCCUUUCUCCAACAGAUUAUCUCUGUUCCUACGGUUCUAUCACCCCUCAAACCCAACAGAUUAUCUCUGUUCCUACAGUUCUAUCACCCCCUCCCCGACAGAUUAUCUCUGUUCCAUCACCCCUUUCUCCAACAGAUUAUCUCUGUUCCUACGGUUCUAUCACCCCCUCCCCAACAGAUUAUCUCUGUUCCUACGGUUCUAUCACCCCUCCCCCAACAGAUUAUCUGUUCCUAUGGUUCUAUUCCACAACAGAUUAUCUUUGUUCUUACGGUUCUAUUCCCCAACAGAUUAUCUCUGUUCCUACGGUUCUAUCACCCCUUUCCCCAACAGAUUACCUCUGUUCCUACUGUUCUAUCACCCCCUUUCCCGAACAGAUUAUCUCUGUUCCUACGGUUCUACCACCCCCCUUUCUCCAACAGAUUAUCUCUGUUCCUAAGAUUCUAUUCCCCGAAAGAUUAUCUAUGUUCCUUCAGUUCUAUCACCCCCUUCCCCAACAGAUUAUCUCUACUUCUACGGUUCUAUCACCCCCUCCCCAACAGAUUCCCUGUUUCUACGGUUCUAUCACCCUCUUUCCUAAACAGAUUAUCUCUGUUCCUACGGUUCUAUCACCCUCUUUCCCCAACAGAUUAUCUCUGUUCCUACGGUUCUAUUCCCCAACAGAUUAUCUCUGUUCCUACGGUUCUAUUCCACAAAAGAUUAUCUCUGCUCCUAUGGUUCUAUAACCCCUUUCUCCAACAGAUUAUCUCUGUUCCUACGGUUCUAUCACCCCCUUUCCCCAACAGAUUAUCUCUGUUCCUACAGUUCUAUCACCCCCCUUUCCCCAACAGAUUAUCUCUGUUCCUACAGUUCUAUCACCCCCCUUUCCCCAACAGAUUAUCUCUGUUCCUACGGUUCUAUCACCCCUUUCUCCAACAGAUUAUCUCUGUUCCUACAGUUCUAUCAUCCCCCUUUCUCCAACAGAUUAUCUCUGUUUCUACAGUUCUAUCAUCCUCUUUCCCCAACAGAUUAUCUCUGUUCCUACGGUUCUAUCACCCCUCUUUUGCCAACAGAUUAUCACUUAUGUCAGACAGACGAAACCGAGUUAGUCUUUACAUAGUGAAGUUGCACUGUCAUUGUCACAUAAUAAUAAUUAUAAGCCUUUUGGACUGUUUGCACCUGUGAAAUAAAACAAUUCCUUCCAUUAUACUUUCUGAGAUAAAGUUAGGAUUUAAAUACUGGUUGUCCACAUAGGAGACCAAACACACAAAAAAAAUGUGCAAUAUAAUUAUUUCUAAAACAGACCAGUCAUUUCUUUGCUGUUGAUCACUAAGCCAAGGCAUUACAACUACCAGAUUUGCUAUUACAAAGCGGUCAGUUAAAAACCUACAACUUUGUUGGUUAAGCAAAUUCCCCUUUAGGGCUAACUUCCUGAUAGAAACAUCAGUUACACACCUACAACUGUGUUGUUUAAACAAAUUCCACUUUAGGGCUAACUUCCUGAUAGAAACGUCAGUUACACACCUACAACUGUGUUGUUUAAACAAAUUCCACUUUAGGGCUAACUUCCUGAUAGAAACAUCAGUUACACACCUACAACUGUGUUGUUUAAACAAAUUCCACUUUAGGGCUAACUUCCUGAUAGAAACGUCACACACACAUUUAGCCUAUCAAGUAUCAACACAAGAUUGCAGUUGAACAACGAUGUCUAUAUCUUUCUUAUUCAAUGUCAUGGUUGUAGGUGUAAAAUACCAAUUAGCAACAGUAGGCCUAUAUUUUCCGACCAACAUUUUUUUAAUUUAAUUUUUUUUAACUCUCAGCAUGUGAGGGCACUUAAUAGGUGAACCAACCUACUGUAAAUAAAAUCAUAGCCAGAACACUGUCACUUCAUCGUAGUGGAAAAGUGCCUCUAAUUUACUGAGUCAUACCAGGGGGAAUUUGUUUAACCUAACAUGAAAGACUAGUCAGUCUAGUCGUUCAGCUGUCAGUCAUAUCAAUAAAUCAGUAGUACAACAUCUGAAAGCUUAGGCAGGCAAGGCAGUAUAACAAACCCCAAAAUGCAUAGUGGAUAUCAUUCAAAAAAGUUGAAAAUACAAAAAGAGUACAAAACAUUAGGAACACUUUGCCCUCAGAACAGCCUCAAUUCUUCAGGGCACGAUGGACUCUACAAGGUGUUGAAAGCGUUCCACAGGGAUGCUGGCCC